Cotesia congregata is the source of this 356-nucleotide messenger RNA. Lineage: Eukaryota; Metazoa; Arthropoda; Insecta; Hymenoptera; Braconidae. The record is from the annotation of a GenBank genome assembly.
AAUAUUUUUAUGAUUACAGAUAAACUUACGUCUAAUUCUUGUCAGUGGUAAGACAAAAGAAUUCCUAUUUAGUCCAAAUGACUCUGCAGGAGACAUAGCUCAUCAUGUAUUUGAAAAUUGGCCGGAAGAUUGGGCGGAAGAGGCCGUGGCAAAGGCGGAAAUCUUACGAUUAAUUUACCAGGGUCGUUUUUUACACAGCAAUGUUACGCUCGGUGCGCUGGGGCUUCCUUUUGGAAAAACAACAGUUAUGCAUCUGGUUCCUCGAGAAAAUCUUCCUGAACCUAAUUCCCAAGAUCAGAGACAAAAGAGCAAAGGCGGUGGAAGCAGUUGCUGCUCAGCAUCCUGUUGUAUACUCU